CACCUUUUUCAAAUUUCCGGUGAAGUUUCCGACAUUGGGCCCCACUUUUUUUUUAUUUCCUUCCUUUUUUUUCUUCUAUUCUCUCGAUUUCCCUCUCUCUCACCUCGAUUUUUUCUCCCUCCAUUCUUCCUACCUUCUUCAACCUUCUUCCUACCUUCCAUUUCAAGCUCACUUCCAAAUUCUUCCUCUUCUUCUUCAUCUACAAUUCCCCACCGGUAGCACCACCCACCAAUUUCCUAGACAACCACCAUAAUCUACCUCACCGCCCUUAACAUACACCACUAGCCACUACAAUCUACCCCACCACCCUCAACACACCCCACCGACCACCGCCUUCAACUUCACUGCCCUCCACACAUAUCUCACCGCCUUCAACUUCAAAUUGCAGAUAUCAAAUUAGCCGACCCUACUGAUUUUCUUGUUGUUGCUAUUAUUGUUGUAUUUAGGGUUGAAAUUAGGGUAAAUUACUACAGAAUUGUCCUACAAAUUAAUCAGAAAAUAAAACUUUGCAAUUAAAUUUGGGGGAAAUUAGGUUGAUAUCAAUUGAAUUGGGGCUUUGUAUGCUGAAAUUGACGGGCUGAUGCUUAUCUUAAUUGAAGUGGGCUGGUUGUGAUUUGUGAUUGGUGCUGCCGUGAGGAGCUUCUGUUGGUGGCGAAUGGUGGCGAGUGCGGCUAUAUUAUUGUUGGGUUGCCGCCAAUUGCGGUCGUUGUUGUGGUGUUUGUGAUUGUGGAGCGGAUGAUAUGUGAGUCAAAUCGGAGCAGCGCAACUGAUUGCGCUUCUUGCGGUGGCUAGUGUGGCUAUGCGAGGUGGAGGAGAUGGGUGGGUUGGUGUUGUUUGCGUGAGGAUGGAUGUUGCGAGGUGAAGCUGGGGGCUGUUUUGAGAAAUGGCGAGUAAUCUGGUUUCUAUUGCUGUUCUUGAGCCACUGUUGGGCUCCACUACCAAUACUUACCAUCCUACUUUUAAUUUGCUUUUAGUUGUUCUUUUCUUUACUGUUUUCGGGAGUAGCAGGCUCCAUGAUUUGCAUUUUUCAAGCUCUAAGCAAACAUGAAAGCCCAUUUGGUCACAAACAUUACUUGAGCAAGGAGUUUGAUAAAAAAAAAAUUCAGAAGAAAAAUGGAGAAAAAUGGAGGAGAGAGAAAGUGGGGGAAGGGGGAGAAGAAGAAUUUGUCAGAAGGUUAGAGAAAAAUGAAGGAUUGAAGGUUGAAGAAGGUAGGAAGAUCGAGAGAGAAAAAAUUGAGGGAAAAAAUGAAAAUAUGGGGAAAAAUUUUAAAUUAUCACUUGUUAGGUGGGGCCCACAAACGGAAAACCACCGAAAUUUUGAAAUGGGCGGUAAUCUGAGUGAUUAUUUAAUUUAAGGGGUGGUAAUUUAAAAUAAAAAAUUAAAAGGAUGGUUAGUUCAAAAACAGAUACAUUUUUGGGUGGUAAUUUACAAAUUAUUCAAUAAUUAAUCAUAUUUUGUAAUCAGCUACCAAAACGACUCAACAGACCAAAGCAAACAAAAACUGCGUGUUCGUGUCACAUAACCUAGACGUACCACAUACGUUACGCCCUACAAAAAGUACCAAAAUCCCUUGUCAAAAAUCAAACAAGAUAUCCCCUACAUAUUCAGUCCCUUUUCCCCCCUCUUCUCACAAAAUCCUCUCCUACUUUUCUUUAUCAGUCAGUCCACCACUUUCCUUCCUUCCUCUGCCGCAACCUUCCCCCUACUCUCUCUCUCCUCAACAAUGUCCGACGGAGCCUUACAAGUUCUCGACGGCACUCACCUCCUCGCCGCCGAUACUUCACUGCCGGAAGAACUUUCCGGCGACAUCGCCGCCGAUCGUGUUCUUCAAAUCGCCGAGUCUAGAGCUUCCGGCUGUCUCUACUCUCUCUCGUUGCCGGAGUUUCUCAAAUCAUCUGCUCUUAAACGACUUAAUUAUGAUGUUCGAGGUCAAGUGAUUGAUAGUGCAAAAGCUGAGCGUCUUCUUCGUGAUUACAUCUCUGCGAUCGCCGAUGAAUUGCGAGAUGAACCAAUUGUAGUAUCAGUUCUGGAUGGAAACACCAUUUGUCUCUUUUUGGAGGACGAAGAUGAUUUUGCUAUGUUGGCUGAGAAUCUGUUCACCGACUUGGAUGCAGAAGAUGAGGGGAAGCUAAGCAAGAGUGAAAUACAGAAUGCCAUAGUUAAUAUGGGAGUUGAGAUGGGUGUUCCUCCACUUUCAGAUUUUCCAAUGGCAAAUGACAUAUUGAAGAAACAUGGAGCUGAAGGAGAGGAAAAAUUAGGCCAAGCACAAUUUGCACAACUACUUCAGCCUAUUUUGCAGGAAUUGGCAGAUGCUUUGGCUCUAGAACCUGUCACUGUCAUACAAAAUAUCAAGAUAACGAAUGGUUCUAAGCUAAGAAAGCUCUUGGCCGACAAGAACCAAUUAGAUAAUGUAACAGAGAAGAUGUACCAGCAAACUAAUGAUUGUCAGAAAGAGCAAGGUUGUGCAGAAGUAAUUAGGAGCUACCUCGAGAAGAACGGGAAUGAGUUAGGAUUACCUCCCUUAGAAGCCAAUGAAACAGUUAUUCUUCUGUAUGAUGCAAUAUUUUCUGACAUAGAUAACAAAAUGAGAGCCAAGGAUAUGAAGAAAAACGAACUGGGGGAUCUUGUGAGGCAGAUUCUCGAGAACUUUGCAGCAGAGUUACAAGCCAAUCCUGUUUUCCAUGAUGUUGUCAAUUGAGUUGGAAAGCUAGGGAGCUUUAUGGUUUUAUGAUGUGUGCAUGUAUACUGGAUGUUUUAAAUCCCAUAUUACUAUGAUGAAUAAGAUUGGGUCUCAUGUAUAGAGUAAUAUACUAGUUUCCACCCUUAAUCUGGAAGAUUGUGUCAAGAAUUUCUGCAAGACUGCAGCGAAUUGAGUGAUUGGCCAAUCGGUCUCCCUAACAACUGCGAUUGUGUAUAUGGACAAUUGGACAAUACGGUUGCCUCUUAUCAGAGUAAAAGUUCUGCUUUGUUUUCAUUCGUA
Molecule: messenger RNA, 2981 nt
Organism: Chenopodium quinoa (quinoa)
Lineage: Eukaryota; Viridiplantae; Streptophyta; Magnoliopsida; Caryophyllales; Amaranthaceae
Exons: 4
Coding region: 1725-2699 (324 amino acids)
Source: RefSeq, a predicted model, not a curated record